Molecule: messenger RNA, 1122 nt
Organism: Penicillium argentinense
Lineage: Eukaryota; Fungi; Ascomycota; Eurotiomycetes; Eurotiales; Aspergillaceae
Exons: 5
Coding region: 1-1122 (373 amino acids)
Biological process (GO): protein folding; protein peptidyl-prolyl isomerization
Cellular component (GO): intracellular membrane-bounded organelle
Molecular function (GO): protein binding; peptidyl-prolyl cis-trans isomerase activity
Source: RefSeq, a predicted model, not a curated record
AUGGCGGACACUCAGAAGCGAUCCCGUGUCUUUUUUGACAUUCAGAUCGGCGACCAGAAGGCUGGCCGUAUUACCUUUGAGCUUUUCGAUGAUGUCGUUCCCAAGACCGCAGACAACUUCCGUGCUCUCUGCACUGGCGAGAAGGGUACCGGUACCCAGGGCAAGCCAUUGACUUACAAGGGCUCUAUUUUCCACCGAGUGAUCAAGCAGUUCAUGAUCCAGGGUGGUGACUUCACUGCGUUCAACGGUACCGGCGGCGAGUCGAUCUACGGCGAGAAGUUCGCCGACGAGAACUUCGACCUCAAGCAUGACCGACCUUUCCUGCUUUCCAUGGCCAACUCCGGCCCCGGCACCAACGGAAGUCAGUUCUUUGUCACCACCGUUCCCACUCCCCACCUUGACGGCAAGCACGUUGUUUUCGGUGAGGUGAUCAACGGCAAGAGCGUCGUCCGCAAGAUCGAGAACCUGCGAACCCAGUCCGACAAGCCCGAGGUCGACGUGAAGGUGAUCGAGUGUGGUCAGCUUUCCGGCGAGGACUACGAGAAUGCGAGCAAGCGCGUCCAGGACGCCACCGGCGACCCUUACGAAGACUACCCUGAGGACCACCAGGGUGAGGAGCUGACUGCGCCCCUUGCUUUCAAGAUUGCCUCCGACCUCAAGGGUUUUGGCAACACUGCUUUCAAGGCUGGUGACCUCGAUGUUGGUCUGGAGAAGUACCAGAAGGGUCUGCGCUACCUCAACGAAUUCCCAGAGCCGGCUGAGAACGACCCCAAAGAGCUUGCCCAGCAGCUGAAGUCUCUCCGUUUCACUCUCCACUCUAACUCGUCUCUCCUCGGCAACAAGCUUGGUCGUUACUACAAGGCCAAGGAAUGGGCUGGUUACGCUCUGCAGGUUGCGGACGAGGCCCAGGCUAAGGACGCCGACCGGGCCAAGGCUCUCUACCGUCGGGCUCUGGCCUACGUCGGUCAGAAGGAGGAAGACAAUGCUCUCAAGGAUCUGGAGGCCGCCCUGAAGUUCGCUCCCGGUGAUGCCGCGAUUACCAACGAGAUCGCCAAGGUGAAGAAAAUUGUCAAGGACCGUGAGGCCAAGGACAAGAAGGCUGCCCAGAAGUUUUUCUCCUAA